Molecule: messenger RNA, 442 nt
Organism: Bursaphelenchus okinawaensis
Lineage: Eukaryota; Metazoa; Nematoda; Chromadorea; Rhabditida; Aphelenchoididae
Source: the annotation of a GenBank genome assembly
AUGCUGGUAAGUCUUGACUCAGACUUCUGUUCUCAUUGUGGAACCAUUUUACCAGUACCACAAAGUGCACCGUGCACGUUACAGUGUCUGGUAUGCAAAAAUGAACGGACUAUAAAAGGUACGUUACAGAACUGCUGGUUCAUUUACAGUUUUUAAAAAGUCAAAGUAUUGAUUUGAAAUUUAAAUAUUUUAUCUAAAAUGGCCACAUUAAUUGCUUCCAGAAAGCACACGCCUCGUAAACAAAGUAGAAUUCAACUUGGAACGACAAGUCAUACAAUGGGACGAUCAGGACGAGCACAUGGCCACAGUGGACCACACCUGCACCAAGUGUGGGCAUCUGGUGGCGACGUACACGACACAACAAACCCGAUCGGCUGAUGAAGGUCAGACCGUGUUCUACACCUGCCUCAAGUGUAAGCACCGUGACAUCGAGUACUCCUGA